AUGCCAAAGGGGAUCAACACGACGAAAGCGUCGGGCGACAACCCGAACCGCAAGAUCCCGAAGCGGCAGAAGGCGGCCAACAUGCGCGACAAGAGCACGAUCAAGCGCCUCAACAUGUACCGCAACAGUGGCCCCAUCCGCAACAAGGCGGGAAAGGUCGUGGGCGGGAGUCUCAUGAUGAAGAACAAGGUGGGCGGACAAGAGAUCACGAGCGCCAGUGGCCGCGUGCAGCCGGACCGUCGCUGGUUUGGCAACACGCGCGUCGUGGGGCAGAAAGAGCUGGACAAGUUUCGCAAUGAAAUGUCGCUGAAGGCGGCCGACCCGUACUCUGUCGUGCUGCGGACGCGGAAACUGCCCAUGGGGCUCUUGCAAGAGAGCGACAAGACGUCGCGCAUGAAGCUCUUGGAGACGGAGAGCUACGACGACGUGUUUAACGGGAAACGUGGUCGCAAGCGGGCAAAAGUGGCCGCGACGGAUUACGCGUCGCUGCUCUCGCGCGCACAAGAGAGUGCAGAGAAGUACGAGACGAAAGGGAACGACCGUAACAUUGUGGUCGAGCAGGAGUUCAAGGACGAGGUCUCCCACGACGUGUUCAACAAGGGCCAGUCCAAGCGUAUUUGGGGCGAGCUGUACAAAGUGCUCGACUGCUCGGACGUGGUGAUUCAGGUGCUGGAUGCACGAAACGUGCCUGGCACGCGCUGUGAACACGUGGAAAAACACAUUCGCAAGAACGCGUCGCACAAACACUUGAUCUUUGUCAUCAACAAGUGCGAUCUGGUGCCGAACUGGGUCACCAAGCGAUGGGUGCAGAAGCUCAGCGAGACGACGCCGACGCUGGCUUUCCACGCCUCUAUGAGUAAUCCGUUCGGCAAGGGGGCGCUGAUCAAUCUGCUGCGCCAGUUUGCCAAGCUGCAUCAGGAGAAGAAGCAGAUCUCGGUCGGCUUGAUUGGUUACCCGAACGUGGGCAAAAGCUCGGUCAUCAAUGCGCUGCGCAAGAAGAAGGUGUGCAAGGUAGCCCCGAUCCCAGGCGAGACCAAGGUGUGGCAGUACAUUACGCUCAUGCGUCGCAUCUUUCUCAUUGACUGUCCCGGUAUCGUGUACGACACGGGCGACGACGAGAUUGAGACGGUGCUCAAAGGCGUCGUCCGUGCUGAGCGUCUGCCCCAGCCGACGGACUUUAUCCUCACUAUCUUGCAGCGGGUCAAGAAGGCGUUUCUCGUCAAGGUGUACGGCAUUGAGGAAUGGAAAGACGAGUGGGACUUUCUCGAGAAACUCGCCAACAAGUGUGGCAAGUUGCUUCCGAAGGGCGAGCCCGACUACAACAACGUUGCUGUGCACAUGAUCAACGACUACCAGCGUGGCAAGCUGCCGUGGUUCAUUGCUCCGCCCAUGCGUGCCGAAGAGCUUGCUGCGCUGGAGCAAAAGGGCGACGACGUGCCGCUCAACGAGGCGGAAGCUGACGAAGAAGAUGAGUCUAUGGCGCUGGAUGAUGGAGAGGUAGACGGAGAGAGCGAGGAAAAGGUGGAGGAAGGCACAGACGCCCAGUAG
This is a messenger RNA of Hyaloperonospora brassicae, 1548 nucleotides long. Lineage: Eukaryota; Oomycota; Peronosporomycetes; Peronosporales; Peronosporaceae. The record is from the annotation of a GenBank genome assembly.